UCAAUAGUGAUUGUGAUGAAAGGGCUAUACAUGGAACUCACGAGGAUACUGACGGUUUUCACAAGCAUUGAUUUAUCAAAUAAUAUGUUUGAAGGAGAAGUACCCAAAGUUAUUGGAGAGUUGCAUUCUCUCAUAGGGCUUAACAUUUCACACAAUAGAAUCACUGGUACCAUUCCAUUGUCACUGGGUAAUUUAAACAAUUUGGAAUGGUUGGACCUCUCAUGGAACCAAUUGAAGGGUGAGAUUCCCAUGUCUUUGACAAAUUUGAAUUUUUUGGCAGUCUUAAACCUUUCACAAAACCAAUUUGAGGGAGUAAUACCUACAGGACGACAAUUUAACACAUUUGGAAAUAAUUCUUAUGUUGGAAAUCCAAUGCUUUGUGGAUUUCCUUUGUCAAAAUCCUGCAAUGAGGAUAAAGAAAGGCCACCAUGUUCAACACUUGAUAAAGAAGAAUCAGGAUUUGGAUGGAAUGUCAUUGUAGUGGGAUAUGCAUGUGGGAUGAUCUUUGGAAUAAUAUUAGGUUGUAAUGUUUUCUUUGUUGGAAAACUCGAAUGGCUUGCAAGACUUGUUGAAGUUGUGUGAAACGUGAGACUCAUAAGAACAAACAUAGCAAAUCAUGCAAAUGGUUGGAGAAGAAAUUAGUGCACU
This is a messenger RNA of Vigna umbellata (rice bean), 648 nucleotides long. Its product is annotated as receptor-like protein 7. The record is from RefSeq and is a predicted model, not a curated record. Gene Ontology annotation, molecular function: protein binding. Lineage: Eukaryota; Viridiplantae; Streptophyta; Magnoliopsida; Fabales; Fabaceae.